GUAUCCAGCACGAUGAGCGCGCAGCGAGUUCAGGUAUGCGCCUAAUAUAAAUAAUAAUACUAUAAAUCUACCGAAAUGAGCUUUUAAUUCAGUUUGAUACAGAAACACGAUGUACACGUGCGAGCGCAGGCGCAUGAGCCUGCAUGAAGUGAAGAGGAGAGGCUCGGUCAGAGUUUCAGCUGGAAGUUUAUGGCAGGACUCUCUGGCUAUCGAGCUGAGCGCCGGGAAUAAGAGCGUUAGUUCUCCGCGCAGUCGCAGCAGAGCUCUGGUGGUGGUUUAUGUGCUGGUGGAAGACGCUUCUGUGGCGCAGACUGAGGAGAAUCUGGCUUUGCGCUGUGUGAAAGAAGCCUGUGCGGACUCCCACGCCGAGCUCCAAACUGUCCCGUUUGAGCGGAUUGCACACGCUACUGCAGACACGCUGGAUACUUUCUACAACGCAGAUGUGGCCAUUGUUGAGAUGAGUAAUUCUUUCCGCCAGCACUCCCUAAUUUAUCACCUCGGGGUCAGAGAGAGCUUCAGCAUGACUAAUAACAUUAUACUGUACUCCAACAAGCAAGAGAGUGACCUGCAACUGCUUAAGGAACAGUGUGGAAGCUACACCUUUAUCCCGUACAUGGUGUCACCUCAAGGAAAGGUGUUUGCCUGUGAUCCAACACUAAUGCGGGGAAUCACCGAGCUUCUGCAGCCCAGCUUUACCCUUGAACCCCUGCUGACCCCUUUAGUGGACCAGCUUAUCAAGCUGUUGGAGAAUGUGCACGUCCAUGCAAGUGAGUACGUGCAUGAAUCCAUCCGGCGAGAGAUCCGGAUGGCACGGGAGCGGUUCUGCGGAGAGUCUUUAAGCCAGGAGCUAAACCGAAUCCAGAAACGUCUGGACACAGUUGAGCUUCUGAGUCCGGACAUAGUCAUGAACCUCCUUCUGUCUUACCGUGACAUUCAGGACUAUGAAUCCAUCAUUAAUCUGGUGGAAACACUCAACGAGCUGCCCACGUGUGUAGUAGCAACACAGCCCAAUAUCAAAUUUCAGUAUAUAUUUGCCCUAACUAGGAGGAAUCGUCCUGGUGACCGUGAGAAAGCUUUGUCAGUAAUUCUGCCCGUAGUAGAGUCGGGAGAGCAGGUGGCCUCGGAUGUGUACUGUCUCUGUGGACGCGUUUACAAGGACAUGUUCUUUAGUUCCGGCUUCACGGACACGCUCAGCCGUGACCGGGCCUGCUACUGGUACAAUAAAGCAUUUAAAUUGGAGCCAUCUCUGCACUCAGGCAUCAACAACGCAGUCCUUCUGAUGGCCGUCGGCCACAAUUUUAACACCUCAGUUGAGCUGCGAAAGAUUGGUGUCACUCUCAGCAGUCUGCUCGGGAGGAAGGGCAGCCUGGAGAAGAUGCAAGAUUACUGGGAUGUAGGCUUCUACCUGGGUGCUGGGAUUCUAGCCAACGAACAAAAGAAAGUCAUAGAAGCUUCAGAGAAGCUCUACAGACUUAAAGCACCAAUGUGGUAUGUGGGAUCCGUCAUGGAAACAUAUAUUCUCUACAAACACUUUGCGAAACCAUCAGAAGUACAACACGCCAAACAGGAGAUUGUAGAUUUUUGGAUGGAGCUGCUGGUGCAAGCAUGCAAACCAACAGUUUCCACAGCACACUGCCCAGUCCUGAUUCUGGAGCCGACUAAAGUGUUUCAGCCCAGCAUACUGAGCGUGAGUGAGGAGGAAGAGAGUCGCACUGUGCAGCUCAGACAUGUUGCACCCAUACAGAAAGGACUACAUGAGUGGACUUUCCCUGCAUCCGCCAUUCGUGGAGUAAGUAUCUCUAAAUUUGAUGAGCGGAGCUGCUUCCUGUAUGUACUUUACAACUCGGAUGACUUUCAGCUGUACUUUCCGAGUGAUCUGCACUGCAAAGGAUUCUGUAAGUUGGUGAACUCUCUGAUUAGUCAAGGGGAUGAAGUGGACAACUCCAGCAAUGACGAUGGAGAUCUGUUGGAGUUUGUUUAUGAGAAGGGAGACAAUGGAGAGAAGAUAGUGCUCGGGAAAGGAACCUAUGGAGUAGUGUACGCUGGUCGAGACCUGAGCACACAAGUGCGCAUUGCUAUCAAGGAGAUCCCAGAGAAAGACUGCACGUACUCACAGCCGCUGCAUGAGGAGAUUGCACUACACAAGAGACUGAAGCACCGCAACAUUGUGCAGUACCUGGGUUCAACCAGUGAGGAUGGAUUCCUUAAGAUUUUUAUGGAGGAGGUGCCAGGAGGAAGCCUCUCAUCUCUCUUAAGGUCAAAGUGGGGUCCUCUUAAAGACAACGAGCCCACCAUCGUCUUCUACACCAAGCAGAUCCUCGAAGGACUGAAAUAUCUCCAUGACAACCAGAUAGUCCACAGAGAUAUCAAGGGUGAUAACGUCCUGAUAAACACAUACAGUGGUGUACUCAAGAUCUCUGAUUUUGGAACAUCUAAAAGACUCGCAGGGAUUAAUCCCUGUACAGAAACAUUUACAGGAACUCUGCAGUACAUGGCUCCAGAGAUUAUAGACCAAGGUCUUCGAGGUUAUGGGAAACCGGCUGAUAUCUGGUCUCUAGGCUGUACUGUUAUUGAAAUGGCUACUGGGAAAACUCCCUUCCAUGAGCUGGGCAGCCCUCAAGCUGCCAUGUUUACCUUUCAUGUCAGUUUUUCUUAUCUGAUUUUGUCUUUACAUAGAUUCUGUAAGUUGGUGAACUCUCUGAUUAGUCAAGGGGAUGAAGUGGACAACUCCAGCAAUGACGAUGGAGAUCUGUUGGAGUUUGUUUAUGAGAAGGGAGACAAUGGAGAGAAGAUAGUGCUCGGGAAAGGAACCUAUGGAGUAGUGUACGCUGGUCGAGACCUGAGCACACAAGUGCGCAUUGCUAUCAAGGAGAUCCCAGAGAAAGACUGCACGUACUCACAGCCGCUGCAUGAGGAGAUUGCACUACACAAGAGACUGAAGCACCGCAACAUUGUGCAGUACCUGGGUUCAACCAGUGAGGAUGGAUUCCUUAAGAUUUUUAUGGAGGAGGUGCCAGGAGGAAGCCUCUCAUCUCUCUUAAGGUCAAAGUGGGGUCCUCUUAAAGACAACGAGCCCACCAUCGUCUUCUACACCAAGCAGAUCCUCGAAGGACUGAAAUAUCUCCAUGACAACCAGAUAGUCCACAGAGAUAUCAAGGGUGAUAACGUCCUGAUAAACACAUACAGUGGUGUACUCAAGAUCUCUGAUUUUGGAACAUCUAAAAGACUCGCAGGGAUUAAUCCCUGUACAGAAACAUUUACAGGAACUCUGCAGUACAUGGCUCCAGAGAUUAUAGACCAAGGUCUUCGAGGUUAUGGGAAACCGGCUGAUAUCUGGUCUCUAGGCUGUACUGUUAUUGAAAUGGCUACUGGGAAAACUCCCUUCCAUGAGCUGGGCAGCCCUCAAGCUGCCAUGUUUAAGGUGGGCAUGUUUAAGAUUCACCCCACUGUGCCAGAGUGCAUGUCAGAAGGGGCCAAAGCUUUCCUCAUGUGCUGCUUUGAGCCCAAUCCAGACAAAAGGGCCAUAGCAUCCGAGCUGCUGAAAGAGGCUUUUCUUAAAGGCAGCGCCAAGAAGAGGACAAAGCUCAUUUCUAGCCAAGCCGAGUUAGAUCACAACUCAUCUGGAGACUACCAGAGGAGCAUGUCUGUACCCAUAGCCGUGUACGUGGAGGACACAGACGCUAACAAGACAGAGCUAUCUAACUCCCUCGAUCUGAGGAGGACCAUGCAUCGGCUAAGAGUAAAUGACAUAUCAGGGAGUCCUCCCAGCACCAACAGCUUCCUCUUAGUGGCAGGGGAGACACGGGGGGAAAUGACGAGUCCUGCCGUGUCAGGAGAGAACCUUGGUCUGUUUCUGCUCAGGAAAGACAGUGAGAGGAGAGACACUCUGCAUAAAGUCCUUACUGACUAUAUCAGUCAUGUAGUGCAAAAUAUUCAGGACUCGCUUCCACAGACUGAGGAGCCCUGCCUGAGUUCCGAGCACAUCAAGCAGUUGAUUGGCUGCUUAAGGGAAAACAUCCGCGCCCCGGACAAGAAGCAGCUGAACAACCGCCUGUUGAAUUUGCGCUCCAGCUUACAUGAUGAUGCAGUUCCUCUCAGCUGCCUGCAGGCGGCGCUCUUCAGCUUCCAGGAUGCUGUGAAAAAGGUGUUGCGGCAGCAGCAGGUGAAACCUCAUUGGAUGUUUGCUUUAGAUAACCUGCUCAGGCAGGCUGUGCAAGAUGCCAUCACUGUGCUCCUACCAGAGCUUAAGCUUCAGCUGCAAUCUUCCUUUGAGGCGGAGGAUGGCUCUCCUGAAACAGAACAUGCCAGUCAGGAUGGGGAGGAACCAGCUGCUAAAUCCCACACUGAGAAUGAGGACACAUCUGAGGAACCACAGCAGCACAGAGCGGACGGCACAAGAGCCAGGAUAUCUGAUCUUCUUGGCAUCAGCUCCAGCCCUCUAAUCCACGAAUUUAGCUUGUUAUGCCAGGAGACCAAAAGGUUGCUGACUCAGCUAAGUGAGAAGGAGAAGGAAUACCAAGAGCUUCUCAGGAACUCGCUGCAGAACAAAGAAGAGAAAAUUGAUGCCCUGAAGGUCAAGAGCUCAGAAGUGAACAACGAUUCCAAUGCUGUGGGCCAUAACACUCAGACGCAGGCUAUGGUGCGCUGGUUGAAGGCUGUUCCAGUGGAUGAGCACACCAUCAGUUUACUCCUGAAUCAUGGCUUCACUUUAGACAUUCUGCUCCAUAUGGCCUGCAGAGAUGAUCUCCAGUACUGCGGCAUCAAAGGUGGGAUGGUGUGUCGUAUCUGGAAAGCCAUCACCGCGCAGAUGAAGCAUCAUCUAAGCUCAGUGACUGAGGAGGGUGAAGAAACAAUACUCUAACAGCAGAUCUGGAACUCCAGCACUAUAUAAGCUCAGUGAGCUUAGAUUGAUUGUGCCUUUUUCAGGCAUACAUAUUUAUUUAUUUAGCUCAGCUGCUAAAUAUACAGUAUAUACUGUAUAAGGUUAGAGACUAAAAGGGUUUUAAAACGACAAAGUAUGGAAAUUUAUAUGGGAUUCUGUUGUUUGUAUUGUAUGAUAAACUGUUAUCUGAAUUACAUCUUUGCGUGUCUCCUAAUGUACAUGUUUUUUUACUUUUCAACAUGUAGUAUUACAGAAAAGAAAAUGCUUUGAGGGGAAAAUGUGCUUGUUUGGGUUGCUUCUAUUUAAUAAAGGUAUUUCAUUAACAUUUUAACAGAUCAGGACAUGGCCAACUUCUGUUUUAAUGCAUUUACCCCUCAAUUUUCUCCCAAUUUAGCAUAAUCAAUUUGUCUUCCGCUGCUGGAGGAUCCCUGAUUGCAGUCGAGGUGGGUGUAUUGCUGCUCACGCCUCCGACACGUGUGCAGCCCUCAACGGAACCUUUUUUUCCACCCAUGCAUUCUGCACAAGCGCCUCUCUAUCUGCUAAUCAGGUUCCUUACACAGCGUUUAAAGACCCACCCACAUAGUCCGGUCAUCCCGCCCUAGCAAAAACGUGUCUGCUGCAGGCACUGCCAAUUUUCCCCGCUAGAUGGCGCCCAGCCGAGGAGUUCAGAAUCUGCGCUGGUGUGCUAGUGGAAUACCAGUCACGCCAUGAUCUCCAUUAUCCACUGUCUCUGUGCAGGUGCCAUCAAUCAAUCCAUAUCAAAUCCAUAUGGCCCUCCCUCCCUCAGAAAAUUCAGUCAUCGGAUGUGUAGGCGCCCUGCUGGCUGUUAGCAGUCAGUUCACUUUUAAGCAAAAAUUCAGACCAUCAUACUUUGCCCAACUGUAAACACUAUGUCUAUACAGUAUGUUUACAUACAAAUAAGCUAUGUACAUGUACAUAAUAUUUAUUGUUAAUCCAAGUAAUUAAGUAAGUGUUACAUUGAACAAAAGUGAAAAAUAAUUUAAAAAAAACACUUGUCUUAAAUUCUGCUGUUAAUAUAUUGAAUGAAGGUUUGUUUCAUCGUAGGUGGAUUUAGAGCUGAUGAAGCAAAACACAUUUGAUUAAUUAAUAGUGUGUAAAUAAAGAGAUUAAUGAUCAGUGUUUACAUGAACAUGUUUAGCACAGGUGUACAGCCAAGUUUCUUAUUUUACCAACAGCAUUAAUGCACUCGUAUAACUUUACUUAUCACUCUGUUUUAACCAAUGAUAUCCAUAGUAAACAUUUGUUGGUUUGGGGCUUUUAACCACUCUAAAGAUAUGUUUCUUACAAUGUUUGUAUUUUGUAAUAUAUAGUGAUACGUUAUACCGUCACCUUUUUAUUCUGAGUAUGUUGUCUGUACUUUCUUGUUUCUUAAAUGUAGUUUUUAAUUAUUAUUUGAAUUUUUUAGGAUACAUUCAAAACAGGUUAUAUGAAUAUUAUGAGACUAUUGUUUUAUUGAAGAAACGUAAUGCAGAUACAUUAUAGAAAUAGAAACAGGUUUACAGUGAAUCCAGCUUCACCUAUGAACACUGGGUGCUGGACAGGAAUGCACUCAUCACACGGCAUCCAACACUUAAUCGUUCACUCAAUUACAUUCACACAUCUUAGGAAAUGCUUCUGAGAAAGCAAUAAAAUAUCAUUCUAACAUCCCAA
Molecule: messenger RNA, 6553 nt
Organism: Trichomycterus rosablanca
Lineage: Eukaryota; Metazoa; Chordata; Actinopteri; Siluriformes; Trichomycteridae
Product: mitogen-activated protein kinase kinase kinase 5
Exons: 33
Coding region: 110-4861 (1583 amino acids)
Biological process (GO): MAPK cascade; protein phosphorylation; cellular response to stress
Molecular function (GO): ATP binding; MAP kinase kinase kinase activity
Source: RefSeq, a predicted model, not a curated record